AUGGGUCGACCAGAUCUACCCGUCGGUUACGGUGGCUGGCAAGCUUUAGAUGCAACUCCCCAGGAAGCUAGUGAUGGCGUCUAUUGUUGCGGUCCUUCCCCAGUCAUUGCUAUUAGGAACGGUGAAGUUAAUCAGUGUUACGAUACGCGCUUCAUGUUUGCCGAAUUGAACGCCGAUCGAGUCUAUUGGCUCACACAAAUCCAAUGCAACACAUUUUUCUUGCUUUUUUCCUUUCCGCUUUCUUUUGUCUACGUUUUAUAUUACCUUUCUUUAUCAUAUCCUUUCUUCAGUUUUUCAUCGUCUCUUUCUUUCUUUCUUGCUUCAUUCCAACUCAUAUUUUUCUUUCUUUCUUUUUCAUUUUUAGCUCUUUAUUUAUUUUACUUCUUUUUUCUUCAUCCAUCUCUCUUUUUCUUUCUUUCUUUCUUUAUUUCUUUCUUUUUUCUUUCUUUCUUUCUUUCUUUCUUUCUUUCUUUCUUUCUACUGUUUCAUUCUUCCUUCAGUUGUUAUUGCUUCAUCCCAACCCAUAUUUUUCUUUCUUUCUUUUUCGUUUUUAGCUCUUUAUUUUACCUCUUUUUUGUUUAUUCAUAUCUCGUUUUCUUUCUUUCUUUAUUUCGUUCUUUCUUUCUUUCUUUCUUUCUUUCUUUCUUUCUUUUUUUUCUUUUUUUCAUUUUUAACUCUUUUUUUUCAUUCAUUGAUCUCUUUUCUUUUUUCUUUCUUUUCAAUCUUUCUUUUUCUUUCUUUCUUUCUACUAUUUCAUUUUCCUUCUUUCUUUCUUUCUUCAGUUUUUAUUGCCAUUUCAUACCCAUAUUUUUUCUUUUAAUAAAUUCUUUUUUUAGGAUUUUUAACUCUUUUUUUUCUUCAUUCAUCUCUCUUUUGAGACACCGGAGGUUCUUUUUUUUCUUUCUUUUUUUUUUAAACUAUAAUUUCAUAAAAAUUUCAGUUUUUUUUUACUUCAUUCCUAACCCCCUUUUUUUUUUCUUUUUCGUUUUAGCUCUUUUAAAUUUUUUAAUUUUUUUUUUUCAUUCGUCUUUUCUUUCUUUUCUUUCUUUCUUUCUUUCUUUCUUUUUUCAUUUUUUUUUUUUUUUUUUUUUCUUUUCACUCGGUCAGUAUAUAUGCACCAAGGACCCAGACUGCAAUGCCGGUACAAACGGGAAAAACACACGCAUGGACAUCACCAGUGAUUACAAAUUGCAAUGCGGUGCCGAAUAUGAGAGAAUCAAUUCCAUCAGUACCAGUCGCAGGAACUUGAGAAUGCUUCGACGCAACAAUGCUAACAGACAGUACGAAGAUAUGGAAUUUCACAUGGAAGCCCGCGAAAAUGCAAUGGUCGGUCAAAAAUUCAACGUGACUCUUCUGGCCCGGAACUUAGGACUCGAACAUCGUUCCGUUAAGACGUCUUUCUAUUGUAAAGUUGUUAAUCACUACGGAGAUACAGUGGGCAUGUGUCGCGAACUACACAUUGGUACCGAAUACAAAGCCAAAGAAGGCAAACCAAUCACAAUGCAGAUUAUGCCAGAAGAUUAUAUGAAUUUCCUUGACCGGGUCGAAUCUCACUUGGCAAUGAAGAUUUCUGUAUACACCCGUGUUUUGCAAACUGACCAGGUCUUCAUGUAUACAGAAAGCUUCCAAUUGGACUGGCCAACUCUAAAUAUUGAUGUAAGUCUAUCGCUCUCUUUUUUUUUAAAUAUUUAUAUUCUUGAAUUAAUGACAAAGAGUGAUUAUACUCUGUUGUGA
This is a messenger RNA of Acanthosepion pharaonis, 1734 nucleotides long. The record is from the annotation of a GenBank genome assembly. Lineage: Eukaryota; Metazoa; Mollusca; Cephalopoda; Sepiida; Sepiidae.